Molecule: messenger RNA, 8141 nt
Organism: Perca fluviatilis (European perch)
Lineage: Eukaryota; Metazoa; Chordata; Actinopteri; Perciformes; Percidae
Product: girdin-like
Biological process (GO): cytoskeleton-dependent intracellular transport; cytoplasmic microtubule organization
Cellular component (GO): centrosome; cytoplasm
Molecular function (GO): dynein light intermediate chain binding; microtubule binding
Source: RefSeq, a predicted model, not a curated record
UCCCUCUGUUCAUUAGUAGGCUGUGCUGCGUUUGAACGGAGGUAGGGGAUAGACAUGUAACCGGUCACAAAUAACUUCACAUUUAAUACGAGGAGUAACCGGGCACCGGGAUCUUAAACCUUUGGAUUUCUUCCGCUCUGGAUAUUUUCCUUUAGUUACUCGUCUCGGGGUAAUAUUUCCCCUUAACGUUAGAUUCCCCCUCUGUGAGAUCUUUAGCCAGUAACGGUCCUUUUUUUUUUUUUUUUUUUUUUUUUUUUUUCCAGAGCUAGCACAAAACCAUACCUGUCUCAGGUCUAAUGUAGUCCUUCUACUCGCUUCUGUAGAUAGCUAGCUAAACCAGCGGACGCUAAAAUAGAGAAUAUCUUUAACUAAUGGUGUUCAUCAAAAAGAUGUGAUUUAAUUUUCCUUCACAUGAGGUAGCCAAGCCCAGCCGUUGGCAUCUGAAACAGCUGGCUCGUGUCGAGACGAUUGUGGAUUAACGUUUUUUUUCCUCCCCGAAUAUCUCCAAGAAACCCCGGACCUGGUUUUUCAGUGGCCAACAUGAGCGUCGAUUUAAUCGAAUCAACUACAUGAGUGGAGCCGAAACAAACACAUAUUUCGUCCAAGGAGUGCACAUUUUUAAGCAGGGCCAGUUGUCCUAGAAAAUAUGGAAAGCGAGGUUUUUACCCCUUUGCUGGAGCAGUUUAUGCUCACGCCUCUGGUCUGCUGGGUGAAGACAGUCGGGCAGGCGACAUUGGUCGAUGGCACCCAAUUAUCGGAAUAUAUUGAAUUAGUGGAUGGGAUUUACCUGAACGAGAUCAUGCUUGAGAUAAAUCCUAAGGCCACGGUGCAGAGGACCAACAAGAAGGUGAACAAUGACUCAACACUGCGCAUCCAGAACCUUUCUAUUCUCAUCAGGCAGAUUAAAGCCUACUACCAGGAGACUCUCCAGCAGCUGGUGAUGAUGCCUUUACCAAACGUGCUGGUACUGGGCCGGAACCCUUUGUCUGAGCAAGGUCUGGAGGAGAUGAAAAAACUCUUGCUGCUGCUACUAGGCUGUGCUGUCCAGUGCGAGAAGAAGGAAGAGUAUAUUGAGCGUAUCCAGACUCUGGACUUUGACACCAAAGCUGCCAUAGCAUCCCACAUCCAAGAGGUGACUCAUAAUCAGGAGAACGUAGUGGACAUGCAGUGGUUGGAAAGUGGGGAAAUGCCUCCUGAAGACCUGGACAGCCUCUCCAGAAAUCUGGCUUUUCACCUCAAACGCCUGGUGGAUGAGAGGGACACACAGCUGGAGACUAUAGUGGAGUUGACCCAGGAGAGAGACUGUGUGCAGCUGUCUCCACUGGCUCCCUGUCCGACCCAGUCUCCCGGAGACUCCCCCAGUAUCAGGAGGACCGAAAGCCGACAGCACCUCUCAGUGGAGUUGGCUGAUGCCAAGGCCAAGAUCAGACGCCUUCGACAGGAACUAGAGGAGAAGAGUGAGCAGCUUUUGGACACCAGGCAGGAGCUUGAGAACAUGGAAGUGGAGCUCAAAAGGCUUCAGCAAGAGAGCUACCAGUUACUGUCGGACGCUCGGUCGGCUCGGGCCUACCGUGAUGAGCUGGACGCACUCCGAGAGAAAGCAAUCCGUGUCGACAAACUGGAGAGCGAGCUGAGCCGAUACAAAGAGAGACUUCACGACAUUGAGUUUUACAAGGCCAGAGUCGAGGAGCUGAAGGAGGACAACCAGGUCCUGUUGGAGACUAAGAGCAUGUUGGAGGAGCAGCUGGAUGCUAGCCGUACCCGCUCCGACAAACUGCACCUCCUGGAGAAAGAGAGUCUGCAGCUCAAAUCCAAGAUCCACGACCUGGAGAUGGAGCGGGACAUGGACCGUAAGCGUAUGGAGGAGCUGUUGGAGGAGAACCUUGUGCUUGAGAUGGCCCAGAAACAGAGCAUGGAUGAGUCCCUGCACCUUGGCUGGGAGCUGGAGCAACUAUCCAAGACACCAGAUCUGACUGAAGCCCCUCAGAAGUCUCUGGGCGAGGAGGUGAAUGAGCUGACCUCGAGCCGCCUGUUGAAGCUGGAGAAAGACAACCAGACCCUGCUGAAGACUGUGGAGGAGCUCAGAGGAGCAGCCAGUCAGGACACCGUGACAAAGCUGGCCAAAGUCAGCCAGGAAAACCAGAGACUGAACCAGAAAUUGGAGCAGCUGGGGAGUGAACUGACAGCAGACAGAGAGUCGCUCCUUAGCGCUGAAUCGCUCAAUACUGACCUGAUGAAGGAGAAGGCUUUACUGGAGAAGACUCUGGAAACACUCAGAGAAAACUCUGAGCGACAGCUGAAGGGUCUGGAGCAGGAGAACAAGCACCUGAGCCAGACGGUGUCGUCCCUGCGUCAGCGCUGCCAGGUUGGUGCUGAGGCCCGGGUCAAGGAUGUGGAAAAAGAGAAUCGCGUUCUCCACGAGUCCAUCUGCGAGACAACCGCCAAACUCAACAAGAUGGAGUUUGAAAGGAAACAACUACGUAAGGAGCUUGAAGUGGUGAAGGAGAAAGGCGAGAGAGCAGAAGAGUUGGAGAUUCAGAUUCAGAAGCUAGAAAGGGACAAUGACAGCCUGCAGAAGAAAGUUGCCAACCUUGGAAUAACCUGUGAAAAGGUGUCUUCUUUGGAGAAGGAGAACACUGAGCUGGAGGCAGAGGGACGUCGUCUGAAGAAGAAGCUGGACACUCUGAAGAACAUGGCCUUCCAGCUGGAGGCUCUGGAAAAGGAGAACUCGCAGCUAGAGCAGGAGAACCUGGAGCUUCGGCGCUCAGCGGAGAGUCUCCGGUCAGCGGGGGCUAAAGCCGCUCAGCUGGAAGCCGAGAACAGGGAGCUGGAGAGCGAGAGGAGCCAGAUGAAGCGCAGCCUGGAACUGCUCAAGGCCUCGUCCAAAAAGACGGAGAGAUUAGAGGUGAGUUACCAGGGCCUAGAUACAGAGAACCAGCGCCUGCAGAAGGCUUUAGAGAACAGCAGCAAGAAGAUUCAACAGUUGGAGGCAGAGCUGCAAGAGGUGGAGACUGAGAACCAAACCCUCCAACGCAACCUGGAGGAGCUCAAGAUCUCCAGUAAACGCCUGGAGCAGCUGGAGCAGGAGAACAAGACUCUGGAGCAGGAAAGCUCCCAGCUAGAAAAAGACAAGAAGCUACUGGAGAAGGAGAACAAGCGGCUGAGGCAGCAGGCCGAGAUCCGCGACUCCAAGCUGGAUGACAACAACCAGCGGAUCUCCACCUUGGAGAAAGAGAAUCGCACCAUGGGCAAGGAGAUGAUCUUCUUCAGGGACUCGUGCACAAGAGUCAAAGACCUGGAGAGAGAGAACAAGGAGCUGGUCAAACUGGGCACCAUCGAUAAGAAGACCCUCAAUGCACUUAGAGAGGAGCUUGUGAGUGAGAAGCUGCGGACUCAGCAGAUGAAUAAUGAUCUGGAGAAACUGACCCAUGAGUUGGAAAAGAUUGGACUGAACAAGGAAAGGCUGCUGCAUGACGAGAGCUCUGACGACAGGUUUAGGCUCCUGGAAACCAAAUUGGAGUCGACUCUGAAAUCAUCUUUGGAGAUUAAAGAGGAGAAGAUCGCCGCCCUAGAGGCCAGACUGCAGGAGUCCUCCAACCUCAACCAGCAACUUCGGCAGGAGCUCAAGACAGUAAAGAAGAACUACGAAGCGCUGCGUCAAAGGGAGGAGGAGGAGAGGAUGGUGCAGAGCUCUCCCCCUAGAGGAGGGGAGGACCCUCAGGCUUUCAGUAAAUGGGAGAAAGAGAGUCACGAAGCCACCAGAGAACUGCUGAAAGUCAAAGACCGACUCAUUGAGGUGGAGAGGAAUAAUGCCACGCUACAGGCUGAGAAGGCGGCCCUGAGGAGCCAACUUAAACAACUGGAAACUCAAAGCUCCAAUUUGCAGGCUCAGAUAGUAGCAGUGCAGAGACAGACUGCUUCUUUACAGGAAAACAAUACGACACUACAGACACAGAACGCCAAGCUGCAGGUGGAGAACUCCACUCUGAGCUCGAAGAGUGCAUCCCUCAUGGCCCAGAACGCCCAGCUCCAGAGCCAGCAGAGCAGCGUGGAGGGUGAGCGUGAGGGUGCUCUGAAGGAGAAAGAGGAGCUCAGGUCCACCUACGAGAUGCUCCUCCGCGAUCACGAGAAGCUGGCGGCGCUCCACGAGAGGCAGGCGGCCGAGUAUGAAACCCUGAUCGGAAAGCAUGGGGGCCUGAAGAGCUCCCACAAGAGCCUGGAGCAGCAGCACAGAGACCUGGAGGACAAGUACAAGCAGCUCCUGCAGAGGAAGGGGGAGUUGGAGGAUCUGGAAAAAAAUCUGAAGGAGCAGCAGGAAAAAAUGGCGCUGGAGAAUCAAACGCACCAAGCCACAGCUGGCCAGUACAAACUGCUCAAAGAGGAAAAUGAAAGGCUGAAUAAUACCUAUCGUCAGCUGGUGAAGGACAACGAGCAUCUCCAACUGGACCAUAAAAACACAAAGAGCCAGCUGAACAGCGCCAAGCUGGACCAGACCAAGCUGGAGGCCGAAUUCUCUAAACUGAAGGAGCAGUACCAGCAGCUGGACAUCACCUCCACCAAGCUCACCAACCAGUGUGAGUUGUUGAGCCAGCUGAAAGGAAACCUGGAAGAGGAGAAUCGCCACCUGUUGGACCAGAUCCAGACUCUGAUGCUACAGAAUCGCACUCUACUGGAGCAGACCAUGGAGAGCAAGGACCUGUUCCACGUAGAGCAAAGACAAUACAUUGACAAGCUGAAUGAGCUGAGGAGACAGAAAGAGAAGCUAGAGGAGAAGAUCAUGGACCAGUACAAGUUCUACGACCCCUCACCUCCACGCAGGCGUGGCAACUGGAUCACUUUGAAGAUGAGGAAGUUUAUUAAGCCGAAGAGCCGGGAGAGAAUGCGCUCUCUCACGCUGACUCCCUCUCGCUCAGAGUCUGGCGACGGUUUCCUGAUGUUUCCCCAGGACAGCCAGGACAGCUCGUCGAUAGGCUCUGGCUCCAACUCGCUGGACGACACACUUACGCAAAAGAGGAGCAGCAGGAGGAGAGGGCAGCAGCCCCAUGCCCAAGGGCAGGGUUCCACCAAUGCUAUAAAAAGGUUGCCUUUCAUGAGGAACAGAUCCAAGGACAAAGACAAGGCCAAGGCCAUCUACCGGCGCUCCAUGUCCAUGAAUGACCUGCUGCAGACCAUGGCGGUGGCGGGCGGUCCCGGGGCUCAGUGGGCGAACAGCAUCGAGAACCUAGACGGCGCUGAGGCCGGGGAUGCUGUCAUGACGGGGAGCAGCAGGCGCAGCGGGCAGCGCAUGAAGGAGCUCGCCUUUUCCACCAACGCCAUCGACUGUGCCACCCUCACCCUGCCUACUGCAAGGCAAAGCAGGGCCAAGCACCGGCUUCAGGUCAAAGAUAAUGCCUCCUGUGAGGAUGUUGCUGGCUCCUUAGAUGACCCCAAGAGUCAAGCCUCCAGACCCACCAGUCUCCAUAGCAACAGGAUCACCAGUAGUAAUAGUAACAAUAACUCCCAACUCUCUUCUCCUCUGGAGGGCAAAGGCACGAACGGCAGCCUCAGCAGGCCUCACAGUGAGAGCAGCGGUGAGUUCAGCCUGAGUUUGGACCAGGAGGUGUGGUCCAGCAGCGGCAGCAGCCCAGUCCAGCAGCCCACCUCCUCGCGCUCCUCCCACCAGAGCCCCCUGCAGCUGCGCAGGUCGCUCGACCCGUCCAACGCUGCAGGCGUCCCGGGCCAGACCCAGGUCAGGAAGACGGGAUCCCCAACCAACGAGGUGCUUUCCCUGCAGCAGUUCCUGGAUGAGGGUAUUGAUCCUGCAGAGUCCGGCAGUCAGGAGAACCUCACUGUAGACUCUCCUCGCCUCUCCACUUCUUCUGAGCAUGUGCAGAAAGAACGCACUUCCACAAAGGGCCGAGGCAUAUUGCGCUCCUCCAGUGGGAGAGCGCCGACGGUCAGCUCUGAUCGCCCACCGAGAUCGGCCGGACAACCGGGUCGCCCAACCCUGCGUAAGGCAGAAAGCACCCGUGUGAGAGGCUCCGUCCCAGUCCGCUCCAGCCUAUCAUCGCAGGGCAAAGCCACGUCUGUGUCUGAACGCCUGGACUCUGCUUCCUCCACGCUGCCCCGGGCCAGCAGCGUCAUCUCCACUGCUGAGGGCACCACUCGGCGCACCAGCAUCCACGACCUGCUCUCAAAGGACAGCCGGCAGCCCGUGUCGGUUGACGCUUCUCCUCCCGUCGCCUCCACCAAGGCUGGGGUACGCUCCCAGCCUACGCCCAGUGAGUACCACCCCAACAGCACCAAUCUAAAGGGACCCCUUACCACCAUCACCCCCCUGCCCAAGUCACUCAGCUUACCUUGCCAUAGCUUGGAGGAUCCAGACCUCUCCACCCUCGAGUCUUUCCUCGGCCCUUCCUUCACCGUAGAGUCUGUGUUCAUGGACUCCAUCUUUAGUGAGUCGGCGGGCAAAAACCUCCCCUUCCUGUCUCUAAACCCCACCCUAGUCAGCAACAUCAGUGGGCCUCCUGUUCCAACUAAAACACACCCCCCUCCUAUCCCCAACCAUAUUUCCACCCAAAACCAGGCAACCCAUCACAGCCAAUCAAAUGGCCAGAUGGGAUCCAGCCCAGCCAUAUCUGAAUAUAGCGAGGGCGUUGAUCCCAAUUGUGUGAAUAAUCCGGACCAGUCACCGAGCCCAGAGGACAACCAGUCUCUGUGGUAUGAGUACGGGUGUGUGUGAAUGACAGGGAGGUUUCUGGCUUGCUGAUCUUUUUACCAGACUUGCGGUAAAGAGAGGAGAAUGAAAAGAAUGGAUAAAUGACAAAUCCUCCUCCUCCCCUGCAUGUAUUUAUUGGAGCACUAUCUCUGUCUGGUGUAUUUGUUUCGUUCUUUUCUGUUUGCCAUGGUGCUGGUUGGUGAAUCGCUGUUAUUUCUUUUAUUUUUUAUUUUUUUGUUACCUCCUGUUUUCUGCCUUGUUCUUAUCUCUGAGGUGAGACUUUGAUGAAUGUUCCUUAAUACGACGGCCCUGUUAUUGUUUCCUCAUCAAAUCCGUUUCACUGGCUAACACUAUACUAUUAGCUGCAGUUUGGGGUUAAUGCAGGCUUAUUAUAUCUGUUAAUAGCUUACAUCUUUAUUUAGCAGUGAGCAGAAAUAUUGAAGAUUCAAUAAAUUUGUCACCAGGAUCCAUUUAAAAAAACAAAACAAAAAAACCCACCAAAAACAUCGGAGUGUCAAAGCAUUGUGGGAGAGAUCUAGUAGCUGCAAUUUAUUUUUUUGUUAUGUGUCGGAUAAUAGCAUCAUUUUCCAUUUUCUGUUUGUGAUGUCUUGAUGAUUUAUGGGUGACUGAUUGUCUUUUUCACGGCUUUUUAACUCUGUUGCAUCAUUCAUUAAAUUGCACGGCUUUGUUCUGUCCGACCUGAAGCGCUCAUUUUGAUUGCUGUGAUCAAAAUGGUUAUCAUGUGAAUCUUCUUUUUGUUUGUACUGAUGGUGUGUACUUUUGUUUUUGUACAUCUGACACCUUUUCUGUAUUUUCUUUUAUAUAAUUAUUAACAGGAGCAUUUGUGCUGCGGGUUAUGAUCUGGUGGGUCUUAACGGACCUCUUGGGCUGGUGACAAAAUGAUGCAAGCUUCAUUCCAAAAAUGAUCUGAGGGAAGGGAUAGUUGGUUAAGUGAAAGUUGACAGUGAAGUUAGUGGAGUGGGACCAAGGUGAUUAUUAUAUUUUAGUUUAAGGUGACCCUUGAUCGAGAUAUUGAAACAGGAAGUCGCUACAGUAAGUUGAGAAUAGUUUUCAGUGGUCAGAUUGUUUUGUGAAUGAAGCUAACAUCAUUUCUUUUGGUAUCUGGAAACUUUAAAUUGACUUAUCCCGACGCACCACAAGUUGAGAAUGGAUAAUAUUUGAUUAAGUAUUUUAGACCGACAAGAUCUUGUACAGAUUGUUGUAAUCAUUAAGUUAUAAUCAAAGACCAGCACUGCUUUAUGUGCCAAUACUAGUAGUACUGUCCGCCUAUAGAUCCUUAUUUAUUUCUGGGUUUUUUGUACUCCGCACUUGCUGUUUUGAAGUUGCUUUAAUGUAUUUAUCUUAAUCUACAGUAUAUGCAGGUGUAAAGUAAAUGAACAUUUCUCGUCACUGUCUACAGAUGUAACAUAAACAUUGCCUUUGU